UACCUCUGCGCUUUUGAAAUCAGCAUCUUCACGCUUUAGCCGACUGGUCAUAAUUCUGAGCAAUAGGGCUGACUGGUUUUUUCUCCGUCCUUGGUUUCGAUAUAUAAAUCCUCCAACCAUGGGACUCAGGAAUACUUUGCUGUUCAUAGCCACAUUUGGCCUCGCGACCUCGGCCCUGCAAUUACCAUCUCCAGCAUUUCUAUUCGCAAACCCGGAGCCACAGCAUGCAACCGGCUUCAAGAUCCCCACCAUCCACGAAUCAGCCGUGCAGGCACGCCGUAUUCUCCAUCUCGAAACCAUCGGUACACUAUCCACCAUCUUCCCAACAGCGCACAGUACCGAGAAUCGGCCUUCAGAUGUGAGCGGCACGCCCAUUGGUUUGAUGGAUUAUUUUGGCGACUGCGAGCCCGGUUCCGGAAACCCUACCAUCCUCGCCAUAUCAAUCGCCACCUCUUUCAAGAACGUCGCUGCAGGCUCCAACAUCACCUUGUCGCUCCGGUGGCAUGCUCCCUACAAUCGCCCUUAUAGCGCUGCUGCUGUUCCCCGCUUUUCGCUCAUAGGCCAUCUUGAAGAGCUCUCUGCUGAGGAAGUCCGCGAGCAGAACGUUGCCGCUUGUUUCGUCAAAUACCACCCCGAUGCUGUGUCGUGGCUGCCAGGGAAUAGAAUUCACGAGAGCAAAUGGGUCAGGUUGGUUGUUGAGGAGGUUUACUGGAUCGGUGGCUUCGGAGAUCGGGCAUACAUCGGCUGGAUUCCUCUCAACGAGUGGCAGAAUGUUACCGCAGAAGAGAUUAAAGAUUGCAAGCUGCCGGGCGAGAAGACUGGUUGGGCCUCGUGGAUUCCCCAUUUCGGCUUUGGUCAGGGACAAGUCCAAGAAGCUAUUGAAUUGUGA
Periconia digitata is the source of this 889-nucleotide messenger RNA. NCBI's taxonomy places the organism in Eukaryota, Fungi, Ascomycota, Dothideomycetes, Pleosporales, Periconiaceae. The record is from the annotation of a GenBank genome assembly.